This is a messenger RNA of Aphidius gifuensis, 3105 nucleotides long. RefSeq names its product ARF GTPase-activating protein GIT1 (gene Git). Gene Ontology annotation, molecular function: GTPase activator activity; protein binding. The record is from RefSeq and is a predicted model, not a curated record. The transcript is spliced from 7 exons. The coding region runs from base 245 to 2290 and encodes 681 amino acids. Gene Ontology annotation, biological process: brain development; regulation of ARF protein signal transduction. NCBI's taxonomy places the organism in Eukaryota, Metazoa, Arthropoda, Insecta, Hymenoptera, Braconidae.
UUUUUUUUUUGUUUUUUUAUUAUUUUCUCUCCUCUAAACAAUUCAUCACGUCGCUAUGAAAAAUUAAAAAUAAAUAAUUAGAAAUAUUAAAAAAGGGAUAAUCUUUAAUGGCGUCACAGAGCUUUGUGUUUUUAUUUUAAUAAUCUAACAAUUGAUUAUUUAUUUAUUCUUAAUUGUUUUUUAAAAAAAAAUUCUCUUUCUUUUUUUGGAGUAAUUAAUUGUUGAGUUAUUAUUUAUUAUUAUAAUGGCAAAACCAAAAUAUAAAACAUCAUCUGAUUUGUGUGCUGAUUGUGGAGCACUUGAACCAGGAUGGGCAUCAUUGAACCGAGCAAUUUUGCUGUGUGAUGAAUGUUGUAGUAUACACAGAAGUCUUGGUCGUCAUGUAUCACAUAUUAAAUCACUUAAUAAAGGAACUUGGAAUACUUAUUUACGUUCUAUGGUACAUACGCUGAAUGACAAUGGUGCAAAUAGUAUAUGGGAACAUUCAUUAUUAGAUCCAAGUAAUUCAAAAAUAAAUCGUCGUAAACCACAACCAAAAGAUUCAUUACAUCCAACAAAAGCUGAUUUUAUACGUGCAAAACAUCAACAGUUAUUAUUUGUAUUACGUCCAAGUAAAGAUGAUUUUUCAAGUGAAGAAGAACUUAGUAAACAAUUACAUUCAAGUGUUAGAACAUGUAAUUUAGAAACAUCAUUACGUUUAUUAGCACAAGGUGCUAAUUCAAAUUAUUUUUAUUGUGAAAAAGGUACAACACCUUUGCAUGUUGCUGCACGUGCUGGACAAUCAUUACAAAUUGAAUUAUUAAUAUCAAAUGGAGGUAAUCCAAAUAUUGUUGAUUCAAAUAAACAAACACCAGCUGAUAUUGCCAAAAUGGCAGGACAUUUUGAGCUAUCAGAGAGACUUGUUGAAUGCAUGUAUGAUGUUACUGAUAGAUUAACAUUAUUUGUUUGUUCACGUAAACCAGAUCAUCGUACACAAGAACAUUUAAUUAUUCCUGAAUGGGCUGUUACUAUUGAACGUAAUGAGCUGGCACUUGAAGCUAGAAAUCGUUUACAAAUGUUGUCAAAUCAUUUACUUGAAGAACUUGCUAUGGAUGUUUAUGAUGAAGUUGAUCGUAGAGAAACUGAAGCAAUUUGGUUAUCAAAUGCAACACUUCCUGAAAGAAGUACUGUACCAUUUUUACCAGUAAAUCCACAUUUAUCAUCAACGAGAAAUCAGGGAAGACAAAAAUUAGCAAGAUUUACACCAAAAGAAUUUGCAACAUUAAUUAUUGAUUUAUUAACUGAAGCUAAAAGAAGACAUUUAUUAUCUAGUAAUACUCCACUUCAAGAUCCAAUUGUAUCAGCAUUACGAAAAGAACAAAUGUUAGGUAAACAUGGUUCACAAAUGUCUGAUGAUGAACCACUUUAUGAUAGUGUUGCAUCAGAUGAUGAUUAUGCUGCUGUAACAUCAGAUAUAACAAGUAAUCAACAAUCUGAAAUUGAUAAUGAAAAAGCAUUAGCACCAAUGGCAAAAGGUUUACCAUCAAUUGUUGAUGUAUUAAAAAAACAAUUAACAUUAUCAGAAACAACAAUAAAAGAACUUAAAAAUGAAAUUGAAGAAUUUAAAAAUAUAAUAAAUGAAUUAAAAAAUGAAAAUAAAGAAUUAAAAAAUUAUAUUGAAAUUAAUGUUAAAAAAAAUAUAACAGAUGAUAUUAUAAAUGGUCAUAGUGGUAGUGAACAAGAGCCUGUAUUAGAAUCAUUGACUGAUUUAAGAACAUCAUCAUUACCAAGAGGUAGCCAAAGACCAGCAUCAAUGUAUGAAACACGUGAAGGAUUAAAAAAACAAGGUGCAUGGAAUAAUUCAAAUUCACCAGUAAGUAAACGUGAUGGUGAUACAUUAGUAAGACCAAAUACAACUCAAAGUUUAUGGGAAUAUCAAGCAAUUAAUUUACCAUCAAGUGAUGAAGUUACAAGACGUACUGAACAAGUUACAAGAAGAAUACAAGAGCUAUGGAUGGCUAUGCAAGAUCCAGGACAUCGUGAAGCAUUUGUACCAUGUGCUGAACGUAUACGUGUUGCUGUUGCUGAAUUAACUGCAAUAUUUCCACAGAAUCCAAUUGAAGACAAUAUUCGAUCAGCAUUACGUCAAUUAAAUGGUAACACUGGUCGAUUACAAGCUGAAUGUGCUGGUCUUCAACGUUGUACAAGUGAUCCAGAACACAUGGAUCGUUGUUUACAACAAGUACGUUCAUGUGCAUAUGACAUUGCCAAAGCAACAAAAUUACUCGUAACACAAUUUCAAUUAUCUUGAUCAGACAAUAAUUAUUAUAAAAAAAAAACAAAAUCAUUAUCAAGAUUAUCUGUAAAUAAUUGUAAAUUAUUUUAGACACUUUUAUCAUUAUUAUUUUUAAUAAUCAAAUUCAUUUAAUAAUAACCAGUUUUUUUUUUUUUUUUAUUAACAUUUAAAAUAUAUAUAAUUUUUACUAUAUAAUUUAAUAGCUGAUUGAAUUAAUUACAUGCUUUCAACAAGCAUAUCAGCUUUAUGAUUUUAUUCUUAGCUUUUUUUUUCAUAUAAAAACAAAGACUGAGUAGUAUUGUUUGAUUUUACAUGAAACAAAAUUAAAUAAUGUAGGUGAUUUAAAAGAAAAAAAACUCUAUAUUGCAAUUUUUAAAUAUCAGUAUGUGUGUGUGUGUCUAUUUUUGUGCAAUUAAUUAUAAAAAAAUACCUACAUUAUUCAAGAAAAAUUCGUCUUUGAUAAUAUUUUAUUUCUUUUUCAAAAUCAUUAUUUUAAUCAAUUUAUAACUAUUAAUUUUUUUUGCUAUAUUUAUUUAAAAUUAAAGAAAAAACAUGUAAAUCAAUUUCAGCAUGUAUAAUAAAUUAAAUAAUCAUUUACAAUAUAUUUUAAUUUAAAUAAAUUGUUAUUAAAAUUGUAUAAUCAAUUUAAAAAUACAAAAAAAAAUAAAAACCAAUUUGUUGAUUGAUAAUUAAUAUUAAAUAUUGAUAAUUAACAUGAAAAUUAUAUUAAAUAAAAAGUUAAAUUUUAAUUAAAUAUAUAGUCGAAAAUAAAUAAAUUAAAUCAUUGAUUAUUUAUGUGUGUUGAUGAAAAAUAAAAAAAUAAAUAAAAU